Messenger RNA from Glossina fuscipes, 543 nucleotides. RefSeq names its product transmembrane protein 138. Lineage: Eukaryota; Metazoa; Arthropoda; Insecta; Diptera; Glossinidae. The coding region runs from base 1 to 486 and encodes 161 amino acids. The transcript has 4 exons. The record is from RefSeq and is a predicted model, not a curated record. Gene Ontology annotation, cellular component: cilium.
AUGAAGCUAACAUUGGGGAAUUAUAAAUAUAUACUAUUCCUGCAAUUUAUACUGUUAUUGGCGGACUUAAUGUUCAAUUCUUUUACCUAUCUCAUAACAUCGCAAAAAUUGAAAACAUCAAUAUUUAUAUUCUUGACGCAAGAUUCUUUUAUUAUUAUGGAAUAUGCAUUAUUCAUCUUUAUAGUGCAUGCUACGUGUGUUUAUGAGAUUGGUGGUACUCAAAUUAUUCUGAGAAAUUGUAAGUUGUUUUUAGCAGCGAUAUUAAUAUAUUUUUUGCUGUCGGGUGCACAACAAAUGAGUUAUAUUUAUAUGAUGAUGUAUCCGAAAACGUAUUGGCCUGAAGGGUUAAGAACGUUAACAUGUAUUCAUCGAGCAGCUUCUUUAUUCUAUUAUUUUUCAACUAAAAGAACGGCAUUAACUUUAUCAGAUCCACGUUAUUACGCUGAAAAUAUUGAUUGGAUUGCGGAACAAUUUAGUAACAAAUAAGAAGCGUAAUAUCAUAUUGAAAAAAUAUAUAAAUAAUUAUAUAAAAGUUAAAAAAAU